AUGAAUGACCCCACUAUGUUGCAACAAAUGUCAAGCAACCCUAUGCUUUUAAACCGAGUUAUUGGUGCACAGAGUGGAGGUUUAAGAGCGGCACUUUUAGCGAAAAUGGCAGGCUAUGGUGGAGCUGCAGACGGAACAGCUUAUAACCCUCAAAGUCAAAUGAAUUUGAGUUCACUCAAAAAUCAAAUAACAGAUGUCAAAAAGUCAAACAUAGACAUACAGAAACAAAUAAGUGAAAACGAAAAGAAACUAGAAUAUGACAGACACACAAAGAAACUCAAUGAGUUAAACGUAGAGAAAAAGAAGAAAGAAGAACAACUGAAAGAACUAAGUACAGAGGAAUAUGCGAAAAAAGUGUCAGAAAAAGCAGCAGAAGUAGCAAAAAUGGAACAAGAUGUUAUAAAUUUGAAAAACCAUACUACUCAAUAUAAAGUACUGAAAGAUGAAGAAAUAAAACAAAAAGCCCUGAAGACAUAUAUGGAUAGCGAUGAGUAUAAAAAAGAAGUUGAAGCAAAUGUAAAGGCAGAAAAACUUUUACAGUUGCAAAACCAAACCGUACAGUAUGAAAACUUAGCACAAGAAAGUAAAAAUAACGACGCAGCCAUGCAAAAGGCAAUGAAAAGCGCAGAAUAUAUAAAAGCUAAUAAUGACUGGUUAGAUGCCCAAGCCAACGCUAAAGCAGCCCAACUUAUAGGGUCAAUAAGGACAAAAAUACAAGCGGAUGAAGACAGUUCAAAUGAAGCUUUAAUGAAUGCUGACUUUAAGAAUGCCUUCGAAGCUCUUCAUAGUAAGGUGAAACUAGUGAACGACUUCUCAUCUGGAAAGAAACUGAAGUCUGAAGGUUUCGACAAAGAGUUAAGAGAAGUAGCACAAAAUAUGACGAAAAUAACAGAUGCAGCAACGAGACAGGCAGUUCAAAGUGCCUAUGA
This is a messenger RNA of Trichomonas vaginalis G3, 929 nucleotides long. Its product is annotated as protein of unknown function, DUF4106 family. NCBI's taxonomy places the organism in Eukaryota, Parabasalia, Trichomonadida, Trichomonadidae. The transcript has a single exon. The record is from RefSeq and is a predicted model, not a curated record. The annotation marks the transcript as partial.